AUGUGGAAAACACCCGGGAGGUUUUCCCUGACUGGUAGAUGGUGCUGCUUCCCCCAGGACCCGCUUGAGGACCUGGACGCCUGGACCGAGUCGGUGGACAAAGUCCUGGCCUGUAAAACCGGUCAGGCGGCCUUCAGGGACUUCCUGAGGUCGGAGCACAGCGAGGAGAACCUGCAGUUCUGGCUGGCAUGCGAGGACUACAAGAAGAUCAAGUCCGUCCCGGAGAUGAUCACCUGUGCCAACAGGAUCUACUCGGAGUUUGUCCAGACCGAAGCACCCAGACAGAUCAACAUUGACUGUCACACCAGGGAGAAGAUCAGCAGCAACAUCUGUCAGCCCAGCCUCACUUCCUUUGACGCCGCACAGAAGCUCAUCUACUGCCUGAUGAGCAGAGACUGCUACCCUCGCUUCCUCACCUCGGACAUCUACGCAGCUCUGCUCAGGAGAAGUGAGGCCACUCACUGCUGGAGUCUGGCGUGUAAGGACGCGCCGGGCCCCCGACUCGCGCACCACCUUCGUCCCGAGCCUUUCCAAGCCGACCUAGAGCCGGUCGCGACGCACCGCUUGGGGGAAAUGCGACUGACGGGGGACAGCCAGCAAGGGCGAGGGUCCCCGAAAAGGAUCCCCGCCACCGAGCGGCCGUCCGAAACCCGCCCAGACUGCGCGGACCCCGCCCGUUUACCUCUCAACGGUUUCACGCCCUGUUGA
This is a messenger RNA of Entelurus aequoreus (snake pipefish), 708 nucleotides long. RefSeq names its product regulator of G-protein signaling 21-like. Lineage: Eukaryota; Metazoa; Chordata; Actinopteri; Syngnathiformes; Syngnathidae. The record is from RefSeq and is a predicted model, not a curated record. The transcript is spliced from 5 exons. Bases 1 to 708 code for a protein of 235 amino acids.